GUAUAUACUAGAGGUUGAAACUAAUGCAGGGUACCCCCAAAAAUGGAAUAGCAAUUUUCAGCAAAAAUGACAGUUGCUAUUAAAACAUAAAUUAAAUCUCUUAAAUUGUAUGUGACCCCCUAUUUCCUUGCAGGUAGAUUAGAUGUGAAGUGCCACACUUUUUAUUGCUGUACUUCCUGGGUGUGUUGAUACGCUGCUUAUAUCAGUUUUAUUAGUAAACGUUAACAUUAUCGGCAAUAGGAAUUGAUUUGGUAUAUUAGAACCUGUACGACUUAGCAGCUAUUAAUUUUUUCUCUUUUUUUGAGGAAAACUUGGCAUUCAUGGAAAAUUAUCAGUGUUUUUCACAAUAAACUAAUGUGGCUUGAGAAAGGUAAAGUAUUAUUGUAUGUACGAAGUAUUGUUUUUAUUAUAUUUAAAUUGUUUGCUUAUCGUAUCGAAACGAUAUAACGCCAGGGUAUUCUUCGUUAGAUCAAAGCAGAGUAUUUCUCCUGAGAAAUAUUUUCCCUGUCUUGAGUGACCGCUUGGGUAAUAAAUAAGUAAUAUAAGGAAUAGUAACUGAGCUAAGAUUCCAAACUAAACAUUCAACGUCACAAUGGGUUCAGUUGUGUUUACGCCAUUGUACAGCUGCUUAUACAACUACAUGCAUACAUAUUAAUUAAUCACAUACAUAUAACAAGAAAUACAUUUUGGUUUUAGUCAGUUGUGUGGCAACUCCUAAACUAAGCUAGUGAGUGUGUAAACACAGAAUGGAAAAUACUCGAGUUCUGUGGCUUUAUAUCAUACUCUUGUGUCAUUACCACUGGUUCUUUGAAGAAAUAGAUGGACUGGUAAAUUUGGCCUUGAAAAAACCAGCAAUCCAGAGUUCUACAUUCUUGAAUUUGACCGCAUCUCUGGCUACCGAUGGCUUAAUUGGUACACGUAGCACAAAAAACGAGUGCUCGCACACGGGCGUUUAUCAUCGUAAUCCCAACCCGUGGUGGGAGGUUGAUCUGGGGGGCGUACACACCAUCAACAGAGUGAGCGUUCUCAACAGGGCUUACUUUGCGGAAAGACUAAGAGAUAUCAACAUCACUGUGAUUUCUCAAGACAAAACCGUGACCACAGAAUGUGCUUUCUAUCAGGGGAGUGUGGCGGCUGCUGCCUGGGCAACGGUGACAUGUCAUCCUGGAACCUCUGGAAGAUUUGUCCGAAUUCAGAUAUAUAAUGAGGCUUACCGUGAUGUUUUAACUCUUUGUGAAGUUGUCGUAGAGGGACUGUCGCCAUGUGAUGCAUUUUAUUUCAGGAAACAUCCGGGUCAAAGGCUGAAUUCACAACUGGUGGAGGAGAUUCAGUCUAACAAACCUAUGGAUUGCGGGAAAGCUUGCUUUUUGACGACCAUGUGUUUUGCCUACAACUACAACAGCGACACGUCUGCCUGUCAGCUGCUGAAGAUCGGUGACCCCUGCGACACGACAGUGUCAGAUCCUGGAUGGGACUUUUACAGCAAUUGUCUCAAUUAGAACAACACGACCAUAGAAUUUGUAAACUGUGAAGUUACGAUACUCUUACAACGAUUGUCUCAACUAGAAUAAAACGACCGUAGAGUUUGUAAACUGUUAAAUUACGAUAUUUUACAGCGAGUGUCUCAACUAGAACAACACGACCACAGAGUUUUGUAAACUGUUAAGCUAUGAUACUUUUACAGCGAUUGACUCAACUAGAACAACACGACCACAGAGUUUUGUAAACUGUUAAGCUAUGAUACUUUUACAGCGAUUUACAUUUUUAAACUAUGAAAUUAUGAUACUUUUACAAAAAUUGUCCAACCUUUAGAACAUGGACAUAGAUUUUUAAACUAUGAAAUUAUGAUAUUUUUACAAAAAUUGUCCCACCUUUAGAAUAUGGACAUAGAAUUUUAAAAUUAAACAACACGACCAUGUUUAAACUGUAAACGUUGGAUAAAGCAAUUGUUCCAACCGACCAUAACAUUUAAAAUUUUUAAAAACGGGACCAUAGAGUUUUUAAACUGUAAAGUUACGCUAUUUUUGCAGAAAUUACCUAAACAAUCAGGCCACAGAUUUUUAUAAACUGUGAAAUUAUGAUUUUUUUUAACGGCAAUUGUCUCAACUAUACAACACGACCAUAAAAGUUUAAUACUAAAUAACACAAUUAUUUUUUACAUGUGAAAUUAUGAUGCUUUUACAACAAUAGUUAUUGUCUCAGCUGUGCAACACGACCAUAAAUUGUUUUACCAUACCGUCACAGAAAUUGUCACAGCUAUAGAACACAAUAAUGGAAUUUUAAAGUGUGAAGUUUACCAUACCUUCACAGAAACUGUCAAAGCUAUAGAAAACGAUAAUGUAAUAUUAAUGUGUGAAGUUACAGUCUUUUACUGCAAUUAUCUCAAGCAGAACAACACUAUAAUUACGGGAUAACCCUAUUGUGUUUUCGGAUUUGCCGACGUAGAUCGGUGAUUUUAUUGUCGCAGUUGAGUUUUAUUGGCGACGCGUUAGUAAAAGUAAAAGUUUAUUUUUGUUUAGCGACACCACUAGAGUACAUUGAUUAAUUAAUCAUCAGCUAUUGGAUGUUAAACAUUUGGUAACUCCGACA
Messenger RNA from Gigantopelta aegis, 2589 nucleotides. RefSeq names its product fucolectin-1-like. The record is from RefSeq and is a predicted model, not a curated record. The coding region runs from base 747 to 1499 and encodes 250 amino acids. The transcript has 4 exons. NCBI's taxonomy places the organism in Eukaryota, Metazoa, Mollusca, Gastropoda, Neomphalida, Peltospiridae.